Drosophila busckii is the source of this 745-nucleotide messenger RNA. It is a transcript of the gene ix, whose product is annotated as mediator of RNA polymerase II transcription subunit 29. NCBI's taxonomy places the organism in Eukaryota, Metazoa, Arthropoda, Insecta, Diptera, Drosophilidae. Gene Ontology annotation, cellular component: mediator complex. Gene Ontology annotation, molecular function: transcription factor binding; transcription coregulator activity. The transcript has a single exon. The record is from RefSeq and is a predicted model, not a curated record. Gene Ontology annotation, biological process: regulation of transcription by RNA polymerase II. Bases 64 to 660 code for a protein of 198 amino acids.
AACGAAAGUCAGAAAGUAGAUUUGUUGUGAAAAUUUUGUGCUUAACAAUUGUUUGAUAAAACUAUGAAUCCAAAUAUGAAUAUGAUGCAAAUGGCGGGGCCACCAAUGAUGCAGGUGAUGCAGUCAUCCCCGCAACCCAUGAUGCCCGCCGGUCCGGUACCAAUGCAACAGCAACACCAGCACCAGCAGCAGCAGCAGCAACAACAACAGCAACAGCAACAACAGGCAGAAAAACUAGACAACAUAUCAAGAGUAAAGAGUCUUUUAGGACUUUUGCGUGAAUCAAUGUUCCUGACCAUCAGAUCAAGUGCGUUCACGCUGCAGCAGAAUAAUUUGGCGGAUAAUCUGAAGCGAGAUACAGCUGGCCAUGGUCAUGUGCCACGAUUUGAUAAACACUUGGAAGAUUUUUAUGCUUGCUGCGAUCAAAUGGAACUGCAUCUAAAAACAGCCAUUCAGUGCAUGCAGCAGCUAACAUCUUCGCAGCAUUACUUGCCUGGCGCUGUAACUGCAAUGCGCAUGGAAAACUUUAUGCAAGACAACCCAAAUGGACCCAUACCGUAUCCCACUUUUUUGAAUACAGUGCGCGUGCAUGUGCAGUCAGCUAAAGAUAUUCAUGAUACUUUGAUUAGUGCAGCGCAAAAUAUUUCUCAGGCUGAUUGAUAGUUGUAGCAGUUUUAAGUUGAAUUUAGCUAGUUGUAAGUACUGUAUAAUUUGUAGUUUAAGUUUAUAAGCGCUCUAAAUAAAA